AUGCCGAAUAACGUCGGAACCGUCCUUUACACCGCCAAAGAUCGGACAAGGACAAACUGGAGCAUAGAUGAACUAGCUCUGAUUCACGCUAGGAUAUACGCACAAAAGCUGCUCCCGCCGAUGAACACAGGAGUCGUUGUCAACGAAGCUUACGUAAAGACGUUACUGGUCUACUUCAAAGAAAUAUAUAAAACGGUCAAAAUUGAAAGCCCCGAUGCUAGGAUCGGUGAUAUAAUGACCGCCGCCGUUUCGGACGCUUUAGGUGGCUUUGUGAAAUCGUGGGUUUUGCCGGUAACUAAGUUCGCCUUCUACGGCGGCACCGUGUCAAAGGACAGCGCUCAAAGGGUGGUCAAUUUCUACAACGACGUCAAGAAGUUCCUCAGCUCCGAUGGCAGUGGUUGGCGGGCGCCGGACCUUAAAGAACUAAGGUAUGUGGCGGUCAAUAUUGCACCUCCACCGGCGCUGUCAAAUGCCCGUAUUAUGAAAGACCCGUGCGACAAUCUAGCGUACUUAGAAAAGACCGACAAAGGAUUGAAAAUACCAAUACCAUCUGUGACUUGGGAUAAUGGUGGUGCUAUGAUGUUCCUGCCAUUGAGAAAACGAUCGCUCAUCUCUCUAAAUUCACUCACGUCUGCCAACGCCCUGCUCCAGUACUACGACGCUGCCAAACGCUGCGCAAAGACCGCCAGUGUUUCUGAUGAAGCGGACUUCGACAAACGAUUCGAGUCGUGGCUUAUUUACAAUGUUUUGCCUCAUUUGAAUGACGAAAAUCUAUACUACGGUUUAGAUAGUGUGCUCUGCUUAGUAAAUAAAACGCGUGAUGUGUGCGAUAAAAUAACAAGUCUGUACAUGCACACAAACAACACUCACUCGUUAAUUUCGAAUUGCUCCGGAAGUUUCGCCUCGAAAAAAGUUAUAUUUGUGACGAUAGUUCUGUUCCUGGAAAUAUGCUGGUGUAUCCCCGCUAUGUUUUACUUAAAGUGUUCGAGGAACAAAAAGAGAACACGAAGCAAAGAUAACUUUUUGAGCGUGUGCUUGUCAUACGACGAAAAGUCUGUCAACGGUGUAAGUGUCUUUGGCGAGGUCAGAACUAGAUCGAAACAUGGAAAGGAGGACCACGGUGUGAAAUUUCAGCAAAAAACACGACUCAAAAAUAAGCUUUCCGGCCCCCACCACGACCCCAUAGACAACAGUCCGGCACGUCUUACGAAAAGUGCCGGUCCGAGACUAGCGGCGGAACCAAUAUUGAAGUCUUCUUCAAGUAAAACCCAUCCUCAUACAGACAAACAAGUCAGUGGCGGCCUGCUUAAAAUAGAUCCAUACUGCGUAUCUGUUGCUAGCAUCAAUACCUCAUCUAGCAGAAAUAUAGCACAAAAAAGAAUUUGCAGUGCAGAUGAGAUACCCCCUGCCAAAACCAUUACCCUUUUCAAGAAUACGCACGACCAGCGAAAAGUUUGUAUUAGUGAAAGUCCCAAAGUUGAAGUGAAAAGAUCAAUGAUACUGCGUCAAAAAUCAAAGCAUGCAAAUAUAAAAGAAGUUCCGAUUGUGUUAAAAGAUUCAACACAAACUUCGUCCGUAAUAAAUACAAAAAUAACGAGAAUACUAGUGGCUAGAGAUGAAGAGGACGAUGAAAAAAUAGAAAAAUAUUAUGAUGCUCAUAAACAGAUCAAAACAGUAGAAAAAAACAGCCAAAGUGAAAGAAUAGCUAGUAAACCCAAAACUAUUAUAAUGUCACGUAAAGGAACAAAGUCGAAUGUGGAGAAACCCUAUUUUGGAAUAAAAAUUGACCCACAGGAGGCAGACAUGUCGAAUUUGGAAUGCAAUGAAAAACCUUUAUAUGCAACUAAACUAAGCAAAAAUCCUGGUGCGAGUCGUGGUGGUUCGAGAUUUUCUGCACGUGAAAUAAAAAUGAUACCAGACGACGAAGAGCCAACCAGACCAUCCAUCAAAGACACAUUAGUUAGUAAAAUACACGAGAACCGAAUCUGCUCUGUUAAAACUGAAACAAGACCGACUGACCACAAAUUAAAUAGCAGUAAUGAAAUUGGGGAAAAAGAGAUUAGUCUUUUAGAUACUAAAUCAUCUGAAAGUGAUAGCAAAUUGAAUUCUACAAUA
Messenger RNA from Iphiclides podalirius (scarce swallowtail), 2115 nucleotides. NCBI's taxonomy places the organism in Eukaryota, Metazoa, Arthropoda, Insecta, Lepidoptera, Papilionidae. The record is from the annotation of a GenBank genome assembly.